Messenger RNA from Manacus vitellinus (golden-collared manakin), 2423 nucleotides. It is a transcript of the gene SLC32A1, whose product is annotated as solute carrier family 32 member 1. NCBI's taxonomy places the organism in Eukaryota, Metazoa, Chordata, Aves, Passeriformes, Pipridae. Bases 1 to 1452 code for a protein of 483 amino acids. Gene Ontology annotation, molecular function: amino acid transmembrane transporter activity. The record is from RefSeq and is a predicted model, not a curated record. Gene Ontology annotation, biological process: amino acid transmembrane transport. Gene Ontology annotation, cellular component: vacuolar membrane. The transcript is spliced from 5 exons.
AUGGCUGUCAUGCAGGCGUUGUACACUGAUGAUGGACCUGACCAGAAUGCUGUGGAGGCUGAACCAGAAAUGAGCCCUGAUCUGCAGGUGAAUGUGUCUUGGGACACAGAGACGCCCCUGGAGGGGGACAUCCACUACCAGCGGGACGGCACCGGGCCCCUGCCGCCCUCCGCCUCCAAGGAGGCCUGCUCCGAGCUCUCUGGGCAGGGCAAGCCCAAGAUCACCGCAUGGGAGGCGGGAUGGAACGUCACCAACGCCAUCCAGGGGAUGUUUGUUUUGGGCCUGCCCUAUGCCAUCCUUCAUGGUGGAUACCUAGGACUCUUUUUAAUAAUUUUUGCCGCAGUGGUUUGCUGCUACACUGGGAAAAUCCUUAUUGCCUGUCUUUACGAAGAGAAUGAGGAUGGGGAGAUAGUCAGGGUGAGAGACUCCUACGUGGACAUCGCAAACGCAUGCUGCGCGCCUCGCUUCCCCACCCUUGGGGGCAGAAUUGUGAACGUGGCUCAGAUCAUUGAACUGGUCAUGACCUGCAUCCUCUAUGUGGUGGUCAGUGGGAAUCUGAUGUACAACAGCUUCCCCAACCUGCCCGUCUCCCAGAAAUCAUGGUCCAUCAUUGCCACGGCAGUGCUCCUGCCUUGUGCAUUCUUGAAGAACCUCAAGGCAGUCUCCAAGUUCAGCUUGCUCUGCACAUUAGCCCACUUUGUCAUCAACAUCUUGGUGAUUGCCUACUGCCUCUCCAGGGCACGCGACUGGGCCUGGGACAAAGUCAAGUUUUACAUUGAUGUAAAGAAAUUUCCCAUCUCUAUUGGCAUCAUUGUCUUCAGCUACACCUCUCAGAUCUUUCUGCCUUCCUUGGAGGGGAACAUGCAGAACCCCAAGGAGUUUCAUUGCAUGAUGAACUGGACUCACAUAGCAGCUUGCAUCCUUAAGGGACUCUUUGCCUUGGUCGCCUACCUGACGUGGGCUGAUGAGACCAAGGAGGUCAUUACAGACAACUUGCCAUCUACCAUUAGGGCAGUAGUCAACAUUUUCUUGGUGGCCAAAGCCUUGCUCUCGUAUCCCUUGCCAUUCUUCGCAGCUGUGGAAGUCCUGGAGCGGUCCCUUUUCCAAGAUGGAAACAGGGCUUUCUUCCCCAACUGCUAUGGGGGCGAUGGGCGGCUCAAAUCCUGGGGACUCACCCUCAGGUGUGCCCUGGUAGUUUUCACCCUGCUCAUGGCUAUCUAUGUCCCCCAUUUUGCCCUCCUGAUGGGUCUUACUGGAAGCCUGACAGGUGCAGGGCUCUGUUUCCUGCUCCCCAGUCUUUUCCAUCUCAAACUCUUGUGGAGGAAGCUCUUGUGGCACCAUGUCUUCUUUGAUGUUGCCAUUUUUGUUAUAGGUGGUAUCUGCAGUGUCUCUGGGUUCAUCCACUCUUUAGAAGGCCUCAUAGAGGCCUUCAGAACCAAUGCUGAAGACUGAGGAGGGGCCAGAGUUGGUGCAGUAAGAGAAUCGCAUCGAACAUCUGCAUAGCCAAAUAAUUCUGCAUCCCUUUAAUGGAAAGAGUCAUUAUUUUCGUUAUGUGCAUCCAAAAAAUUCUAUAUCAUAGAAUCUGCAAAUUAAAGGAAAUAAGACGAAAGUGCUCACCCUGAUGUCUUUUUAAAUAAGCUUGGAUUUAAAUAUAUUUUUUUGUUAUUUAGAUUUUUUAGAAGGAAAUUAUCUGGUGCCCCACUCCUAUCUCCUCACUCGUUGCCUGAAGCUUGGCUCCCCACAAAUGGCCAGUUGGGAAACAGUUGCAGUUUUCAAUACUCCUUACAGAUAUGCAAUUCAGUGUUUCAGGAGCUGAAACACAGGUGCCAAUCCCAUGGGAUUGGGUCACUGCGCUCACAAACGGAAGCAAACCCAUCGUGGGUGCUGGGAGCAGGGACCUUCAUUUUACACUUGGUGAGAUGGAUGUAGAUGAGACCCAGAUUGUAUGACCAGCCCAACAAGCCCAAGCAGCAGCUGACGACCAGCAAUGCCAAUUACCUGCAAUGUUUACACCGUUGUCACAUAGGUGUCAGGACUGCUUAAUUCUUCCAUCCAAACCCCUACCGAGGAAUGGAGCUUCCCAUCGACUAUAAUAUGUUGCCUCUGGUUGAAAUCGCAGCCCUGGAGUCCACUUCUCAGUGACUUUUGUUUUGUUUUAUUUUAACAAUCGUUAUUUCUAAAUUAUGAAAAGCUAAAAAAAAAAUACAUAUUGUUGGAUUUGACGUCGUUUCAGGAUACAGAACAAAACUAUGACACAAUUCAUUCUGUGCAAUCUACCAGAUCCGUGGAGCUGUUUCCAAUAUAUGUGUGGUGUCAUUGUGGUAAAUAAGAUGAAAAAUGUAUAUCAGAAAAAAAAAUCUAUCUUUAACAUAUAAUGUGGUACAUAAAUAUAUCGAAAAAUAAAGAGAAAACAUAGAUGAUGA